CUAUGAACUCCCUAUGGAAACGUGUUGCCCCUCUUGAAAAGUGUUUGGACUCUGGCAGGAGUACAAAUGACGUAACGGAAGAUGCUCUUCGUACUAAUGGUUUGCAGAACCUUGUUCCUCAUAGCUACCAACUGGAGGGAAUCAAAUGGCUUCUAGAAUGUCACUCAAAUGGACAUGGUUGUAUUCUAGGAGAUGACAUGGGUCUUGGAAAAACGUUACAGGCAAUUGCAUUUCUUCUUCAUCUUCAUGUGGAACGGAAGGAGAGAAAGGUGAAUGGACCUUUCUUGGUGUUGUCACCGUUAUCUGUUGCCAGUUAUUGGGAAGAGCAAUUUAGAAGACUGACUCCUACACUAAGAGUGUUAUCAUAUAGAGGUUCAAAGGAUGAACGAGAACUGUUAAGGGUUCAACUGCUCCAACAGGUAUCUGAUUGGAGGUCUGUUAAUACAAGACUGUAUGACGUCUUUGUGUCAACACCUGAGAUGAUCCUGAAGGACAAACACUUUUUGAAACAAAUUCCAUGGCAUUGCCUUGUUGUUGAUGAAGGUCACAGAGCCAAGAAUUCUGAUUCACUGUUUUCACAGACAAUUACCAAUGAGUACAACAUACAUAUGGCUGUUCUUCUCACAGGCACACCUGUACAAAACAACUUGAAUGAGCUGUAUUCACUUCUGUAUUUUGUGGCUCCUGAUGUGUUUGAGCUCCGUUGGCUAGAAGAGUUUGUUGAAAAAUUUGCAGGAGUAGAGGAUGAUGCUACUAAGCAGAGACAUCUUUAUGCUCUUCUGAAUCCUUUCUUACUGAGAAGAUGCAAGGCAGAUGUGUUGAAAGAGUUACCAGAGAAAUCUGAAGUGGUAUUGUAUUGUGGUCUCACGGAUUUGCAAAGGAAAUUAUACAAAGCCAUAUUGACUAAAGAUGUGGGUGCAUUUGGAGACAACGCAGUGAAGACUAGACUGUUGAACAUUAUGAUGCAGUUGAGAAAAUGUUGUAACCAUCCCUACAUAUUUAAUGGUGUUGAACCGGAGCCAUUUGAACAAGGAGACCAUCUUGUGACAGCAAGUGGUAAAUUGGCUUUACUUGACCAACUACUGUCUCAUCUGAAACAAGGCGGUCAUCGAGUUCUGAUAUUUUCACAAAUGACAAGAAUGCUUGAUAUUCUACAGGACUAUUUAGAAUACAGAGGCUAUUGCUAUGAGAGGCUAGAUGGCUCUGUGCGUAGUGAAGAACGAUAUCUUGCUAUAAAGAACUUUAGUGAAAUGGAUCAUGAAUUUGUGUUUUUGUUGAGCACAAGAGCAGGUGGUGUUGGUCUCAACUUGACUGCUGCAGAUACUGUUAUUUAUGCUGACCUUGACUUCAAUCCGCAGAGUGAUCUUCAGGCAGCAGCUCGUGUGUACAGAAUUGGGCAAAGCAAACCAGUGAAGAUCAUACGGCUAGUGACAAGAAGUACAGUUGAAGAGAUUAUUAUGAAGAGAGCUGAUGCUAAACUCAAACUGUCAAACACCGUUAUUGACGGAGGCCAUUUUACUCACGAUCCCUCACAUUCUGGAGUGUUUUUGGACUCACCGGUUCAGCUGUGCAACAUGCUAAAGUUUGGUCUUGAUAAGUUGCUGACUUCCAGUUACCCUAGUGAAUUGGAUGAUCAAGAAUGGAAGAAGAUUUUGGGAAAGAGUGAAAAUGGACGCUGGCUUGGAAGUGAAGAUGAUAUUCAAAGUGUACAAUCACAUGACAUGGAGGAUGUAGCAGUUGGGGUAGAUUCAGGUGACAACAUUUAUAUGUAUGAAGGACGUGAUUAUGCCACUGUAUCUGAUGCUGAUCAGAAAGCACUGCAGACAUUGCUAAUUGAUCAAGAUGCACAGGCUUUACUUGAUCAACGAGUAUUACGUAAUGAGAUUAAGGUUCCCAUUGUUGCAGUUGCAACUGGCAGUAAUAGUAGUAGGAAAAGGAAACAGUUGAGUGAAGAAGAACUGGCAGCCAGGAGGCAAAGGCGUAAAGAAGCUGCUGAGAAACGUGCAAAAGUAGCAGAAGAAGAAGAACACAAACGACAAGAACAGAGACGUCUUAAAUUAAUGAAAUUCUGGCAGCAGGAAGGAUAUGAAUCAUGUAAUGUAGCUGUACAAAGCGAUGAUAGUGAAGAUGAAUCAGACAUUCUCAUAAAUUUGGAGAAUGAAGAUGAUGAGAAGACUGCAAAGAAUAUUCAAUUUGUAGUUGGUGAUGUAACUCAUCCAGCAAUGACAGGAAAUAAUGAUGCCAUCAUUGUGCAUUGUGUUGAUGACAGUGGACAGUGGGGACGUGGAGGCCUGUUUACUGCUAUAUCUAACCGAUCAAUGAAACCUCAGGCACAAUACGAAUUGGCUGCAAAGAUGAAGGAUCUAUCCAUAGGUGACUGCCACAUUAUUCCUGUGGAUGACAUUGUUAGCAGAGUUCAUGGAUCUGACAUGGUUGCACUCUUUGUGGCUCAACGUCGGAGCAGGCACAACCAGAUAUCUGCUAUUAAAUUACCUGCAUUGGAAGACUGUUUAAGACGACUUGCUCGAGUAGCCAAGGAAAGGAAAGCCAGUGUUCAUCUACCUCGUAUUGGCCAUUCUACUCCCAACUUCAACUGGUAUGGAACAGAGAGGCUUAUCAGAAAACAUCUGGUUUCUUGUGGCAUCCAAACAUUCAUAUAUUAUUUUUCAAGGCAUGGUACAAGGAAACCCCUUGCUUCUUCUGCUGCAAGUUCAUGCCGACAACACCAGACGAAUUCAUCAGAAAGUGAAGAAGACAGAGCGUUACAGUUAGUGUGUGACAGAGAGUUGCAGAAAACCAGUUUGCCUGCUGGAUGUUUAAAUGGAAUUAAUGUCUUCUUGUAUGGCUUGGAGACAGAGAAAAGACAAAGACUAGAAAAAGAUGUCUUAUUACAAGGAGGCGAGGUGAGUUCUACUAUUGGGCCUAACGUUUCUCACGUUGUUUGUGCUGGAGAUGGUCAGUGGCCUCAGGAGAUUGAAACUAUGGAUUUGACAGCUGUGCCUGUAUCUUACUUGUGGUUAGAGGAAUGUAUCAAAAAACAAUCUGUAGUCAGUGUGGCUGACUAUAUAGUCAUGUUUUGAGUCAAUGACAACUGGCAUCUGUCAGAAUGUCGAUGUGCAAUGACUUGAACACAUCCUCUACAAUGCUGAUUGAAUUCAGAGACAUAUUGUUGCUAGUGGUAAUGUCAAUUGUCUUGCUUUUAAAACUAUAUCUUGUUUGCUGUGUAUUUUAUUAUAGCAAAUUCAUAA
Molecule: messenger RNA, 3248 nt
Organism: Corticium candelabrum
Lineage: Eukaryota; Metazoa; Porifera; Homoscleromorpha; Homosclerophorida; Plakinidae
Product: chromodomain-helicase-DNA-binding protein 1-like
Exons: 34
Coding region: 3-3080 (1025 amino acids)
Biological process (GO): DNA repair; chromatin remodeling
Molecular function (GO): ATP-dependent chromatin remodeler activity; ATP binding; DNA helicase activity
Source: RefSeq, a predicted model, not a curated record